Messenger RNA from Erinaceus europaeus (western European hedgehog), 967 nucleotides. RefSeq names its product intercellular adhesion molecule 4 (Landsteiner-Wiener blood group) (gene ICAM4). The coding region runs from base 35 to 862 and encodes 275 amino acids. Gene Ontology annotation, biological process: cell adhesion. The record is from RefSeq and is a predicted model, not a curated record. The transcript is spliced from 3 exons. NCBI's taxonomy places the organism in Eukaryota, Metazoa, Chordata, Mammalia, Eulipotyphla, Erinaceidae. Gene Ontology annotation, molecular function: integrin binding.
GGCUGGGGGCCAUCCUCAGUCCCAGCCCUCAGCCAUGGGGCCUCUGCUCCCCUUCUUACUGCUGACUUUUAACCCCGCUGUCCCUGGGGGAGCUGGCAGAAGUGUACAGGGGCGCAGGGCUCAAAGGGACGGCUCUGUUCCCACACCCCAGGGGACCCCGGAGUCCUUCGGGGUGCUCCUGAACCCUGAAUUCAUCGCUGUGCCCCCAGGAAGUUCAGUGUGGUUCAACUGUAGCAGCAACUGCCCCCUGCCAGAGGGGUUCAAGCUCCACACCCCUCUGAAGCGGGGCCAAAGUCUGAGCGGGCCAGGCUGGGUGGCCUUCCAGUUGGUGGACGUGAGGGUCUGGAGCUCCGACGCGCACUGCUUCGUCACCUGCGGGGGAGCCACACGCUGGGCCACAGCCAGGAUUAACACUUACAAAAGGCCCCGCAGAGUCACCCUGGAUCCCCCAGUCCUGGAGGACGGCAAGUACAAGCUUCGCUGUCACAUCACCCACGUGUUUCCGGUGGGCUUCCUGGUGGUGGCGCUGCGGCUAGGUGGCCGAAUGCUGUACUCCGAGAGCCUGGAGCGCUUCACCGGCGUGAAUCUGGCCAACGUGACCCUGACUCAUGUGCUCCACACGCCACCCCGCGACCUCCCGCUCCCUGUCACCUGCCACGCACGCCUGACCCUGGACGACCUGGUGGUCCGUGCCACCUCGGCGCCCAUAACGCUGCCACCCUUCCCUGGGGCGACUGAGCAGGACUGGCACCCCGCUUCCAAACUCGUGGCCUCCAGCUCCCUCGCAUGCCUGGCAGGGAUCCUCCUCUUCGUCGGGGGGGUCUAUGUGUGUAGGUGCCUGCGGAUGCAGCCCACGGUGUAGGGGGGGGCAGCUCCAAGUUGGAACAAAUGGGGUUGUGUCCCCCUCCAGAAAAAAAAAAAGCGGAUUAAUAAAGCCUCCAGCAGCUCGCUCCGUCGGAAGAGCUUC